This is a messenger RNA of Hyaloperonospora brassicae, 381 nucleotides long. Lineage: Eukaryota; Oomycota; Peronosporomycetes; Peronosporales; Peronosporaceae. The record is from the annotation of a GenBank genome assembly.
AUGCCAGCCGGACAGCACCAAGCGUUCACGUUUGCCACGGUCGUGAGUCUCGCCGGCGGCGCGGGGUACGUGCUCAAGCGCCACACGCCGUCUCUCGUGGCCGGUGUGCUGCUGGGCGUCGGGUUCUUGGGCGCCGGUAUGCUCGUACUCACGGACACGAUCUCGGACCACCACUUUGACCACAGCACGUCGCUGGCCAUGUCGGGCAUUAUCACCAGUGUCAUGGGCAGGCGCGCCGCGCUCACGGGCAGACGCGCUCCAGCUUUGAUGGCUACAGCAGGCGCUAUGGCGGCAGGAUACCACGCGCACCAGCUGUGCCACCCGCCCCGCAAGAUGCGCUACGUCCCAGGCGCGCCACCGGUUCCGAGCCGCUACAGUUGA